Molecule: messenger RNA, 1032 nt
Organism: Yamadazyma jaroonii
Lineage: Eukaryota; Fungi; Ascomycota; Pichiomycetes; Serinales; Debaryomycetaceae
Source: the annotation of a GenBank genome assembly
AUGUCUAAGGUUUGUUCAUUUAAUAUGAAGAAAUUUUCAAAAUAUGUCUUAAGUGUUCCAGAAGAGUUCGGUAAUAUACCAGUCAACACUCCCAUCAACACUUGGUAUCAUUUUCCUCAGAGAAGUUCCUUAAUGAUAACCUUUGUAGUAAAUAAUAGGAAUAUUGGUAUAUAUGUUUAUUUCAGAGGUGAAAGAUUAGAAAAAGUUUAUUUGGAACCAUUUAGAAUUCCAAGGGCAGUAUUUAUGACUAAAUACCCAGCGGUAGGCUUCAAACUUACUGAUGAGAAAGGUAAAACUGUAUCACGGUUUCAAGUAAGCUUUGAAGAGAAGAAUACCUACGAUAAGCUCAUAGAAUUCUUAGAGGAGCACAACUUGAUCGUCAAUGAAGUUGCACCCAAAGAAACUCCCACUCAAAAUAUUUCCAAUUCGAUUCCCGUAGUUAGUGAGUUUAUACUUCCUAGUCGAGAUCCACAUCACAGAACAAGAAAAGUGGUGAGCGAAGUGUCGUUGCAGCCGGAAUCAAUGAAACAGAUCGGAAGCGAAGUAAGAGACACACCAUUAUAUCACACUCAGAUAAGUCAAUUAGAUACGGUCUUUCCCAAUCAAUUGGAAGGGUCAGCCAAUGAUUUAACCUUUGGUAGUAUUGACUAUCAACAGCCGCAAGCGAGCCAAUUACCUAUCCACCAAAGUCAGGGCCUCGUUUCAAAUUAUGUGGGACAUCAAUUCCCAUCAAAUCAAUCCACAAGAGGAUUGACAAUUGACGACAACAUAUACAAUAUCUAUUCAUCUCAAUAUCCAGAAGGAGUAACUCCCAAUACUUCUAUCAUGUCCCAAAUACAAGAAGAGAUCUUUAAUCCCAAAUCUAGAAAGAUUGAUAAAGGUGUUCAAACCAAAGGGAAAAUCUCCAAAAAAUCGACAGAUUUGAAAAAAAUGAAUAAAGCUCAAAUAAAGGAUUAUGUCAAAGAGUUAUUGUCAGACCAGGAAUUUGUCAAGACUAUAGAAAUAUUGGAGAAUGCUCUAUUUGGUAGUUAA